Molecule: messenger RNA, 855 nt
Organism: Paramecium sonneborni
Lineage: Eukaryota; Ciliophora; Oligohymenophorea; Peniculida; Parameciidae
Source: the annotation of a GenBank genome assembly
AUUAAUCUCUAUAUAAUGUAAAGCUAAUAAAGUGACUAUGAGUAUCUUAGUACGAUUUUGUAAAAAAAUAGUAGUUGCUUUAAUUUAAACUAAAAAUUAACCCUUUAUAUUAGGCCAUAAAAUCGUAAUGAAAAGAGAAGAAAAAAACAUUCAUCUUGUAGCACAGAAGAUAUAAAUCCUAAACUUUAUGAUUCAUAAAUAAAAAAAAAGUUAGACUUAAGUUCCUCUAGCACAAAUGAAUGUUAAGGAAAUUAAAAAAAUAAAAUUCGAAUCGCAUUUAAACCAAUCAUUAGAUUAAGAAAUAAGUUUCUUAAUGGAAACAAUCCUAAUAGUUAUUCAUUAGCAAAUUAUAAAGAAAUUGUAUGCAAUUUUUGUCUUUUGCAUCUAGAUAAUUAAUACUCAAAAUUGGAAGAAAACUAAUCAUAUUCCACAAUAACUUUGGAAUAACAUUAAUAUUUACACUCUCAAACAAUUACAACGUUAUGUAAACAUAAGUUUCAUUAUGAUUGUUUUCAAAAUAACAUUAAACAACAAUUAAAUCAAUAAAAACCAACAAUCUCUUGUAUAUGUGGCAAAAAAAUUAAUAAUCAACUUUUAAAAUAAUAUACCUCUGAAGUCUUAAUCAAAAAAAUAUUGAAAAAUUAACUUGAAAUAAUUUAUUAAAAAUAUUAAGAUUCUCUUAAUUUCAAAAAAUGUAAUAAUUGUACUUUUUUUUGGAUAAAAUAGGAUACUUAACUAUAUCUUCCAAUUUGUAUUUAUUGUUUACUAUCCUACAAUAGUAAUGAUCAAUCAAAAUCUUCAAAUCAAAACUAAUUUAAUAAAUAAAAAAGGUUGAGAUCUAUUAGCAUGUAAUGA